AUGCUUCAACAAAUUCUUCGUGAUUUGUACGUUGAUCCUGAAAUAAUUUCUGGUUUACCUGAUGAACAAAAACAAUUGUUAUUUUGUAAAAUGCGUGAAGAACAAAUUCGUCGAUGGCAUGAAAAAGAAUUAGAACUAGAAAAUAUUCAAGAAUUUAAAAAAUUGAAGAAUGGUAAACAAGUAAAAUUUAAAUUGGGCUCAGACGGAAAUGAAUGGGUUUGGGUGAUGGGUGAGCACAAAGACGAUAAAACAAUUGAACAGAUUUUAGAAGAACAAAUCGAGAUUCAAGCUGAGCAAGAAACAAAUGUAGAAAGAGAAGCAAAAGAAAUGGAAAUACAUAAUAAAAUGGAAGUUGAAACAAAACGUUUAUUGGAUGAAGAAUUGAGAAAGAAGCAAAUUGAAGAAAUUUCAAAUAAUAUACAAGAAGCUAGAAGAAUAUUUGAACGUUUGGAAAUAGAAACUAGACGAUUGAUGACGGAAAAAGAAGAAGAAGAGAAGCGUAAACAACAAGCAUAUUUUGAACGAUUAAAAGAGAAACGUAAACAUGAAUUAUUAGAAAAAUUAAAGGAACAACAAAGAAAAUCGUUGAAAGAAAAUGAUGAUAUAAACGAACGAAAUCGAGCAUGGGCAGCUGCCGAGGAAAAAGCGAAAAAAGCUGAACUCAUUCAACGUGAGGUAGCGAAAAAAGUUCGUACUGAUUAUCGUAAUUCCAUGCAAUUAAAUGUCUGUUUCGAUACAUCGCCAUCACCAUCCUCCUCAUUCUAUUCAUCAGCAUCAAAUUCUUUUUUACAUGCACCACCGUUAACAUCAUCAAUAUUAAGAUCUUCAACUGAUCUAGAUCAAAAUGGUGAACGUAGUAAAUCGAAAGAGAAAACGGUACAAAUUGAAUUUGUAAGAAGUACAACAAAGCCAAAUACAAUCGAUAAACCACUUAAUAUUAAUGAGUCGACAAAUACAUCAGGUUUAUUAUCUUCAAAUACCGUCCCCUCAAAACGUGACGAUGUUAAACAAUGGUUUCGUGAAUUAGAAAUUCCCUAUGGUUCAUUUUUAUCUUCAAAUGGUCACAUUGCAUGUUGGUUUCAUGGUAUAAUAACACGAAUACAAGCUGAACAAAUGUUAAAAUCUCAAAGAAUUGGAACUUAUUUGAUACGUGUAAAUGAAAAAAUAUUUGGUUAUGCAUUAUCCUAUCGAGCUUCGGAUCAUUGUCGACAUUUACUUAUUGAAGUUUUAAGCACAGAAAAUGGUGGUAAUAGUGGUGAUGAUCAUUAUUAUCGAUUUCUUGGAUCAAAAAAUGAAAAAUUUCAAAGUCUUAAUGAACUUAUUGAAAAAUACAGUACUAAUCCUAUCCGUCCAAAUUCAAAUGAUAUGCUCAUAUAUCCAUUGGGUCAGAUUAACGGUCAACAGCCCGAUUAUUUUGAUUUAUUUGACAAUAAAACACCGUCAGAUGAUUUAUAUAUAUUUUUAGAUACAACUACAUCAUUAAAUAGGUCUAAACCUUAUAAUGAAAUAGAUACACAUUUAUAG
Messenger RNA from Didymodactylos carnosus, 1524 nucleotides. Lineage: Eukaryota; Metazoa; Rotifera; Eurotatoria; Philodinida; Philodinidae. The record is from the annotation of a GenBank genome assembly.